Messenger RNA from Mesitornis unicolor (brown roatelo), 1518 nucleotides. RefSeq names its product exocyst complex component 7-like. NCBI's taxonomy places the organism in Eukaryota, Metazoa, Chordata, Aves, Mesitornithiformes, Mesitornithidae. The record is from RefSeq and is a predicted model, not a curated record. The annotation marks the transcript as partial. Gene Ontology annotation, molecular function: phosphatidylinositol-4,5-bisphosphate binding. Gene Ontology annotation, biological process: exocytosis. The transcript is spliced from 13 exons. Gene Ontology annotation, cellular component: exocyst.
UUGCCGCUCCCAAGAUGGCGCUGCGGUAGUGACGGGUGGCGGAAGGAGGUGUCUGCAGUGGGACCGGAUAGCGGAGCGCGGCUUCGGCGCCCCGCGGCAGGAUGAUCCCCACUGAGGAGGUGUCGGCCCGCAGGAGGGAGAUCGAGGACAAGCUCAAACAGGAAGAAGAAACUCUGUCCUUUAUCAAAGAGAGCCUUGAGAAGAGUGACCAGCUUACAAAGAACAUGGUUUCUAUCCUCUCCUCCUUUGAAAGUCGUUUGAUGAAGCUGGAGAACUCAAUCAUCCCUGUCCAUAAACAGACAGAGAACUUGCAGCGCUUGCAAGAGAAUGUGGAGAAAACCCUGUCCUGCUUAGAUCACGUCAUCAGUUACUACCAUGUGGCUAAGGACACAGAGAAGAUCAUAAAGGAAGGCCCCACUGGGAGGCUGGAGGAAUACUUGAAUUGCAUGGACAAAAUCCAGAAGGCGGUUGAAUACUUCCAGGACAACAAUCCGGACAGCCCAGAGCUGAACCGUGUGAAAUCCCUCUUUGAGAGGGGCAAGGAGUCCCUGGAAUCAGAGUUCCGCAGCUUGAUGACACGGCACACCAAGCCGGUCCCACCUGUCCUCAUCCUGGACCUGAUCAGCGGGGAUGAUGAAAUGGAGACGCAGGAGGAGAUGUCUCUGGAGCACCUCCCGGAGAGUGUGCUGCAUGAUAUAAUCCGUAUUUCUGGCUGGCUGGUGGAAAAUGGCAGGAAUCAAGAUUUCAUGACUGUUUAUUUCCAAAUCCGCUCUGUCCAGCUUGACCGCUCCAUCAAGGGGCUGAAGGACCAUUUCCGUAAGAACAGUUCCUUCACGGGGGUGCCCUAUUCCCCUGCCAUUCAGAACAAAAGAAAGGACACCCCCACCAAAAAGCCAAUCAAGAGACCGGUCCUCAUCCCAGGUCAUGAGCAUGAUUUACGAGUUAAACACCUUUCCGAUACCCUGAGCGACAAGCAUGGGCCGGCUGCUGGGAGGGAUGACGUCUUUGACAUCGAGAUUGAUGCAUACAUUCACUGCGUUAGUGCCUUUGUCAAACUGGCCCAGAGCGAAUACCAGCUCCUGACAGAAAUCGUCCCCGAACACCACCAGAAGAAGACCUUUGAUUCUCUCAUCCAGGAGUCAUUGGAUAACUUGAUCAUGGAGGGGGAUAACAUUGUCUCAGCUGCCCGGAAAGCCAUCAUCCGACAUGAUUAUUCAGCUGUGCUCACAAUCUUCCCCAUCCUUAAGCAUCUUAAGCAGAUGAAGCCAGAAUUUGACCAGGUCUUGCAAGGCACUGCAGCAGGCACUAAGAACAAACUGCCAGGGCUUAUCACUUCUAUGGAGACCACUGGUGCAAAGGCCCUGGAAGAGUUUGCAGACAAUAUUAAGAAUGAUCCGGACAAGGAAUAUAACAUGCCAAAAGAUGGAACAGUUCAUGAACUCACCAGCAACGCCAUCCUUUUCCUACAGCAGUUGCUGGAUUUCCAGGAAACAGCGGGUGCCAUGCUGGCAUCACAAG